Lactuca saligna is the source of this 1533-nucleotide messenger RNA. The record is from the annotation of a GenBank genome assembly. Lineage: Eukaryota; Viridiplantae; Streptophyta; Magnoliopsida; Asterales; Asteraceae.
AUGAAAUGGAGGAAUUUAACCUCUCAAAAUUCAAUCUUAUUGGCACUUUUACACCCACUACGUUAUCAAUCCACUCCGUCGCCAUCUUCUUAUGCACCCAUUUUCAAGUUCUUGAUCGGCUUAAAUCUUCUGAAACUAGGCCAACAAGUUCACUCCCAUCUGAUUAUCCGCGGACUUAAUCCCAACUCAUUCCUCGGCGCAAAGAUGGUUGCAAUGUACGCUAGCUCAGGUGACAUCGACUCCGCCAUUGUUUUAUUUGAUUCCAUUCGGCAAAACGCGUCGAUCCUUUUGUAUAAUUCGAUUAUUAGAGCGUGCUCGCUUUACGGUCUUUCGGAGAAAAGUGUUGGUAUUUACUUGGAGAUGAAUUCGGCUGGGGUUCCUGGUGAUUACUUCACAUUUCCCUUUGUGUUAAAAAGUUGUGCGAGUUUAUGCAAUCUUGGGUUUGGUAAAUCUGUUCAUGGGAAAUGUUUAACAAGUGGGUUGGAGUUUGAUUUUUAUGUGGCAACGUCUUUAAUCGAUUUCUAUGUGAAAUGCAGUGAACUCCGUGAUGCUCAUAAACUAUUCGAUCAAAUGCCUGUAAGAGAUGUAGCCUCCUGGAACGCAUUGAUUUCCGGGCACAUGAAAACCGGUAUGGUUCAUCUUGCUGAAGAUUUGUUUUCAAAAAUGCCGAAUAACAACAAAAACAUCGUAUCAUGGACAACAAUGAUCUCUGGGUACACACAAAACUCCUUACCAAAUCAAGCCCUCCAACUGUUCGACGAAAUGACAACCGAUCUCUCAAACAUAAAACCAAACUGGGUAACAAUAAUGAGCAUUCUUCCCGCUUGUUCCCAAUCAUCAUCACUAGACCAAGGCAAAAAGAUUCACAAUUAUGCCACCAGCAUCGGUCUCGACUCAAACCCAUCCAUCCAAACAGCACUAGCCGCUAUGUACGCCAAAUGCGGGUCCCUUUUAGACGCCCAAAUUUGCUUCCAAAAAAUCCCCCAAAAUCGAAAAAACCUAGUGUCAUGGAACACAAUGAUUAGUGCAUACGCGACUCACGGAUACGGGAUCGAAUCCGUGUCCACAUUCAAUGACAUGGUUCGAGCCGGUGUCCAACCGGAUGCAAUCACAUUCACCGGGUUACUAUCUGCGUGUAGCCAUUCGGGUUUAGUUGAUAUCGGGUUAAACUAUUUCAACUCCAUGAAAAUUGCAUACAACAUUGAGCCAAGGCACGAGCAUUACGCGUGUAUUGUGGAUCUUUUGGGGCGAGCCGGGCGAUUAAAAGAGGCAUAUGAACUCACUUUAAAAAUGCCGAUGACACCGGGAGCAAGUAUAUGGGGUGCGUUGUUGUCGGGGAGUAAAAAUUAUAGAAAUCUUGAGAUUGCGGAGAUAUCGGCGAAACGUUUGUUUGUUUUGGAGCCCGAAAAUAGUGGGAAUUAUGUGAUUCUUUCGAAUAUGUAUGCGGAAGCUGGGAUGUGGGUAGAAGUGAAUAAUUUAAGAGACUUGGUUAAGGCUCGAGGCGUAGAGAAAAAUCCGGGUUGUAGUUGGUAG